GAUCAACACGAAUUCAAUGGAGGAGAUAUUUCUAGGUCAUCCGAAAUUAAAGAAAUCUUUACCAUUAUUACUACAAUCAUUGUCAGCAACAAGUUUACCAUUUCCAAUAUUAGUGAAAGAAGAUUUCAUUGAAUUCAGUUCUGAUCAUGGUGAUGAUGAUAACGACAAUCAUGACAAUUGUGAACAGUUUACAUUUCAAGCGAUUUUAUUAAAUGGUGCAAAGACAUUAAUUACUGAUAUGCAACAAAUUCAGAUACUUCGAAAAAGAGGUUGUUACGGUUUCCGUCAGAAUGAUGAAUUUACUCUCCACAAUAAAACCAACUUUAUACCUAAAGAAUACUACAAUACCGAUGAUGAUGAUGAUGACAAUACAUCAGAUGCAGAGAAUUCAAUUGAUAACUUUCCUAUUUCUAAAAAUAUUGGAAAAUUAAAUGAAAAUAAUUUUAACGAAAUAAACAAUACACAUUUAAUAUUGAAUGAUGUAGAAACAUUGUUUUUACUCCAUGGACUUGGUUGUUUAGACGUUUACUUGCCAACUAAUGAUAAUUCACCGUUGGAUUCAACUAAAACAUAUCAACAACUAGAACCAUUGUCUUUGACUAAGGUCUGGAUUUGUCUGUGUACAGGAUCAAUCGAUCUGCUUAGCUUACAAGUUCAAUCAGCACGAAAACAGAUUGAAAAGUAUUCAGAACGAGAACUUUAUCUAUUACGACGUUAUGCUGUGUAUAUAUAUUACAGAUCUAAAGGUUGGAUUGUACGCCCUGGAUUAUGUGUAGGUGGUGCAGACUACUUACUUUAUUCUGAAGAUCCUAAUUGGAGACAUGCUUCAUUUUGUGUUCUAGUUGACAAGGAUUCUACAGACAAAGAUGGAGAACAAAUGAAUUGUGCUACAGUAGCUGCACAUGUUCGUGUUGCGCACUCAGUUGGCAAGGUAAGUUUAUUUAAAUGUAUUUGGUUCAGCCAUCAAAUAUAGUCCAUAAGAUUCUCAAACCUUAGUUGCUUUUUGAUUUGGUGAUACCCAGAUAAGGUAAUUUUAUGUCUUUUGUGGUUCUUUUAUAAGUUACCUUAACACAUAAUUAUAACCAUUUGGAUAGGUGAAAAAAUGUCCAGUCAUAGGAGAGGAUUCAAUGAUAUUAUGCAACAUAAAUUCGAAUACGAUGGAAAGCACCAGCUCCUUCAUGAUGGCGGAUUUGCUUUACUGGCGAGUAAUAACUAUCACGAAAUAUACUUUGUACAAGACUUUCUGCCUAUUGACUGAAGUGAUCAUUGAAUGUUUCAACCAGUCGGAUAUUGUCAAUGUUAAGGCUUUGGAAAUUGUUGAAUUUCAUUAAAAUCACAAACCAUUCUAACUCAGAAAACCACUAAGAACUUGCGUGCGCUGGGGUUCAUCAUCAGUACUCAUCCAUGACUCAACGGGAAAUCUAACUCAGAGAUUUCAAUUGAACACUUUUGACUACCUAGUUAUGAUCCACUGGCUUUCACGUUCAAGCUCAACCAAUUUACAUUAUUACAUAACCAUAUUUCAACCCCAUUUUGCGCGUUAUUCUUUGUCGCGUAAGUGUCCCACCUAUUGAGGAAUUCUCGAAUAAUCCUUGGGAAGCUGUUCGGAAAACAACAAUUAAGGAAACUCUCAUUGAUUAUUGGAAACCGAAUACCAAAUACUAAGAACAGUGCCAAUCACCUUCAAUUUUUUCAAUGUACAUAGUGCCCUAAAUAUAUGAACAACGAAAUUGUAUUUCAAAACAUUUCUGAUGUAUACAUGUGUAAAAUUUACUAUCUCUCCAUAAAAACCUUUUCUACUCUUAUUUUGUUACUAUACCAUCAGAUUUUUAACAAUUCGCACACAUUAAGUCACAAAG
This is a messenger RNA of Schistosoma turkestanicum, 1859 nucleotides long. Lineage: Eukaryota; Metazoa; Platyhelminthes; Trematoda; Strigeidida; Schistosomatidae. The record is from the annotation of a GenBank genome assembly.